GUGUGUUGAUGGUACAACGGGGAAGAAUUGUGAAACAGAUAUUGAUGAGUGUCAAUCAGUACCAUGUAAAUACAAUGGGACAUGUGUUGAUAUUCUCAAUGGAUUCAGAUGCCAUUGUCCUGAUGGCUUUAGUGGACCAACUUGUGGCACGUCUUCAGUUUCAUCCGGUGGUCAGAUUGCAGAAACAGCGAACAUUAUCGUUGGCUUAGUGGUUGGGGUAGCAUGUGUACUUGCCUUCCUAUUUGGUGCUAAAGUAGUGCAUACCUACUUGAAAAGGAAAAACCGCGUGUCGUCAUCUGAAACGAAUUUGAAAGACGAAGAAGAGGUCGAAAAUACGGAGUCAAUGAAAAUAUGACAAAGAUGACGAAGACAAUUUUUCGAUGCAUGUAACAGAUAACAAUUCAUUUCAAUAAACCACAAAAAUGAAGUAGUUAUUUGAGGAAAUAAAUCAAUUUAUGUAUAUUUUGAACAAAAAGUGGAAAACGAACUUUGAUUUGUAUAGCUAAAUUACUUGCACCUGCUUAUUUUGAUUGGAAUUAGUAUAGUCACGUAUUUGUUUGAACUUUGUAUUAUUGUAUAAAUGAGGGCUUGAUUUAUUACACCUAG
Molecule: messenger RNA, 606 nt
Organism: Owenia fusiformis
Lineage: Eukaryota; Metazoa; Annelida; Polychaeta; Sabellida; Oweniidae
Source: the annotation of a GenBank genome assembly